Messenger RNA from Zychaea mexicana, 2559 nucleotides. RefSeq names its product Pep3/Vps18/deep orange family-domain-containing protein. The transcript has 14 exons. Lineage: Eukaryota; Fungi; Mucoromycota; Mucoromycetes; Mucorales; Lichtheimiaceae. Gene Ontology annotation, cellular component: HOPS complex; endosome. The record is from RefSeq and is a predicted model, not a curated record. The coding region runs from base 1 to 2559 and encodes 852 amino acids. Gene Ontology annotation, biological process: organelle fusion; endosome organization; vesicle-mediated transport. Gene Ontology annotation, molecular function: protein-macromolecule adaptor activity.
AUGUCUCUCAUUGACGAUUUCAACGAAUCUACGGAAGCCAAUUAUUUGCCUGCGUCAGCUUCCUAUGGCGAUGGCCAUCUUACACAAAAUGGUUAUGGGGCCGGUUUUGAUACUGCGGACAAUGUCAGGCUUGAAACAGGCUAUGUGUCCAUUUCUUCCGGCUUCGGUCAAACAGAACUCCCUAUCUUCGCCUUAAACUAUGUACAAUUCCAGUUACCGGCACGGCUGGUAGAUAUGGUGGUGUCGAACGAUAUACUUAUUAUGGCUGUGGAGACGGCACGUAUUUUGCGGAUUAAUCUGGAACGGCCCUUGGAGGUUGAAGAAAUUGAGAUAACACGGAAACCAGGUGAUGGAAAGAUAGUGAAGAUGUUCUUUGACCCGACCGGCCGGCAUUUAAUCAUCACAACGGAUCACGGAGAGAAUUUCUAUCUGUACGAGAAAUGGAGACGUGCGAAACAGUUGUCAAAGCUCAAGGGGGUCACGAUAUCAUCCAUCGCCUGGAACAAGCAGGCAACAUUGACAGACCCUUCGACCCGCGAGAUUCUAAUUGGUACGCGUAAUGGCUUGAUUUACGAGACGUGUCUGGAGCCUACCGACGAGUUUUUUCGCAAAGAGGAGAAAUAUUUCAAACAGGUGUACUCUAUCCACGAAAGUACCAUGCCCAUCACUGGUCUUCAUUUUGAACAGUUUCCUGUCAACAAUCGCAAAUAUUUUGCCAUGGCAACGACCCCGACCAGAAUAUAUCAAUUUGUUGGACACAUUGGACCAUCUAGCGCUGGUACCUCACGGGGAUCACCUAGUUUUGUCGAAUCGGAUGAUCGCGGUGAACGAGCAAUGUUUGAAAGCAUGUUCUCAAAAUACGACGUCAACCCUGGUUUCCAAGAAUUACCUGGGGAACUCUCGUAUAGCGAGCUCCAUUUCUUUAGCCGAUUCCAUGACCUGCAACAACAGGGCGUUGCCCAGACGUUUGCUUGGCUAACAGGACCUGGUAUCUAUCACGGCGAUCUCGUUUUCGGAUCGCAAAAUGUCGGCGAUAGUGUCAUAGACAAUGUGCAACUUUUACAAUAUCCUGCUACGCCAUCCGAAGAUGAAUCGAGUAGAUUCGUAACUGAGAUCCCAAUAUCGGUUGCAAUUACGGAAUUCCAUUUUAUUCUGCUGUACAAGGACCGAAUCAGGGCAGUUUGUCAAUUAAACGAUCAAAUUAUCUACGAAGAAAUGAUCCCGACGUCUCAAAACGAAGAAGUCGUUGGUAUGGCAGUCGAUGAUAUCAAAAAGACAUUUUGGAUCUACACUACUUUUUCGAUAUACGAACUCGGAGUCGAGAACGAGGAACGUGACGUCUGGAAACUAUAUCUUGAAAAAACGCAGUAUGAUAUGGCUCUCCAAUACUGCAAGGAUCCUGCACAAAAGGAUAAGGUGUAUACGGCUCAAGCAAAAGAUUAUUUUGGGCAACGGCGCUAUCAGAUGAGCGCAAAAUACUUUGCUGAAAGUGCGGUUGCAUUCGAAGAAGUAACUCUGAAGUUUGUCGAAAAAAAUGAACGUGAUGCGCUCAGAAUAUAUCUCGUCAAGAAACUAGAACGAUUCCGGAAAAAGGACCGAACGCAAAAGACUAUUUUAGCAACAUGGCUCGUCGAAAUCUAUCUUUCGAAGCUCAAUGACCUGGAAGAUAUGGCAUCCUCUGCUCAUUGUACAUCGGUUACUAAUGGCAACGGAGAAGUUGAAACGCCAGCCAACAGCUCGGCGGCAUAUUACGAAGAACAACUCUCUGAAAUUAAGAGCGAAUUUAAGGACUUUUUGGAGACAUACAGCAAUGUUUUGCACAAGACCACUACAUACAAGUUGAUUUCAAGUCACGGGCGCAGCAAUGAGCUUUUGUACUAUGCAUCUCUGAUAGGUGACUGUGAUCGCGUUAUCAGUCACUGGAUUGUUCAAAGAGAAUGGCAAAAAGCACUUGAUGUCCUCACACGACAGGUGGCAGCCGAGACCUUUUACAAAUUCUCACCGGUGCUGAUGGAAAACGCGCCUCGUGAGACUAACCAAGCAAUCCGCUACCUCUCGCACGUAGUCUCCACACUUGGAAACACGGAUCCUGCCGUUCAUAACCUAUUACUUACAUUGUAUGCUACUCAACCAACUGAAGAUGAAACUGCGUUGCUGACGUUUUUGAAGAAUGAGGGUCGUGAAAUGCAUUAUAAUCUUGGUUAUGCACUGCGUCUUUGCAGCCAAAAUGGCCGUACUCAGAGCUGUGUACAUAUCUAUAGUCAAAUGGGACUAUAUGAAGAGGCUGUUCAGCUUGCUUUGAAGCACCACGAUUUAGAACUUGCACGCAUCAAUGCAGAUAAGCCUGAAGACAAUGAUGCUCUUCGAAAGAAGCUUUGGUUGAACAUUGCGAAACAUGUAGUUCAAGAAAACAAAGAUAUCAAAACUGCUAUGGAGUUUCUGCAACAGAGCGAUUUGCUUAAGAUUGAAGAUAUCCUUCCGUUUUUCCCUGACUUCGUGCUGAUUGACGAUUUCAAGGUAGGCAGUAUCAAUAUGAUUUUCGAUAUAACUCUUGACUGA